Messenger RNA from Python bivittatus (Burmese python), 1025 nucleotides. The record is from RefSeq and is a predicted model, not a curated record. NCBI's taxonomy places the organism in Eukaryota, Metazoa, Chordata, Lepidosauria, Squamata, Pythonidae.
AGAACGUUGGCUCUCAUCUGCUGUGCUGUGAUUGGUUCCGGCGGAGUUUGAAUGUUUGGCGAGGCGAGGGGUUUAUAGAUGGCGCGAUGCUGCUGGCGAGCUGAGACGUGGCCCUUCGCGGCGAGGGAGCUGCGCUCGGCUCGGAUGGUUUGAACAGGCUUGUGCCCGAGAAAGCGUGGCCUGGAUACCAUCCUGAAGCCGAGCUUCUGCCUUCAUAGUAGUUCCUUGAUACAUGUUGCCCUCCUCAAACAAGAAUUAAGGCUAAUUAUAUGAAUGAGGAUAUAGCUUAGCCUGAAAUUAUACGAAAUGGCCAGAGUUAAGCGACGUUGCCAAAAACUGAGGUCCAAAACAAAACUCUCGUCGAAGAGGAAAAAAUGUAUUGAGUUUCCAUGUUCAUCUGUUCUUCCUUCGGAAGCUUUCCCUCCAAAGUCUCCAGUUUCCCUCUGCAGCCAAAGGUGGCCUUUUUGUUCCUGGCUGUUAGCUUUUGGGGACAUCAUAGAAGCACUCAAGCACUUGCUGGCUGCAGCGGUUAGUUGGUGUUGGUGUUGCCAGAGAAAAGUUGCACAAAUUUUUCAUAUCCUUAUAAGUGCAGCAUUUCCUUCGCACACGUACCUGCAGGAGUUGAAGGAGCUCAGAGGUGAAGUCAAAAACCUGGAAAGGGACUUAGCUAAGCUGCAGUCAAUUCUCCAGGAAAAAGCCCAUUUCCCACGGAAGCCAAUUGAAAGAUACUCCCCAAUGCAGAAUUCAGGUGUCGGUGGGAUGGGAAGAAGGGAGGCACUGGGGCUUCUGCAGACAACUCGUCUUGCCAGAUCUCUCCGAAUGUAUUGUCAGCUUCUCCCACAGAGACACAACACAGCCCCACAGGACCUGUACCUUUGCCUUUGCAAAAGCGAGAGGUUCCCCCACCUCCUCCUCCUCCACCUCCUCCACCACCACCACCGGCACCAACAUCACUUUGUUUCAAAAGAGGUGAUGCAAAGGUAAGAAGGAAGUGAAAGCCUACCAGGGAGAAACUUUUGAUUACA